AGGGGAGGGCGGCCCCUUUAGCCCUCUUCCCGCCGGGCCGGGGCGGGCCUUCCGGAGUGCGUGUGUGUGUGUUCGUCGUGUGUGCCGCAGCUGCUAGCUAUGCCUUCAGCGCCUAACCUCCUCUGAAUCGCUCGGCUUCUGCUUAUUCGCACUUCUUAACACCCAUAAUCCACUCAAGACCCUUCCUCGACAAAUUCUGGCACCCUUAGACUCCGAUCCGCCUAUGCUUCGGCGAAAAUACGGUCAUGCUGGAUUUAGACAUGGCGAUGACCUCAUCGUAACCCCAUUCGCUCAACUUCUAGCCAGCCUCCGUAAUGUUCGCGCUAACCUCAUAUCUAUCGCAAACAUUCAGGUGUCGGACGACGGUCGUCACGCCAACCGAACCACUAGACGUCCACCGCUUCAUAAUACACCGUUACCAGAGAACGUCGUCACAUGUGCUCAGGAGACUUUGGAGGAAUUGGACUGGUGUUUGGACCAGCUGGAAACCAUUCAAACCCAUCGUUCCGUUUCCGAAAUGGCUUCCAGCAAGUUCCGGAAGAUGCUCAACAAAGAGCUUAGCCAUUUCGCUGAAUCAUCCAAGUCUGGAACACAAGUGUCGAAAUUCCUCAUAACGACUUAUAUGGACAAGGAUGACGACGAUCCUACGAUAGAAAUUGAAGUACCCGGAGAGGGACCAUCGACAUCGUCACCGCCACUGUCGAUGGGACUUCUGAAGAAAGCGCAAACGGCAGCGAUGAAUCGUAUCUCUGGAGUUCGUAAACUUCGCGCUCCAUCUCAUGAAGGUCAUUUACCCGAAUACGGUGUCGCAUGUGCCAAAGAAGUAGCCGUUUAUAUGCAACAGCUAAACGACUGGGGACCCGAUGUGUUCAAAAUCGACGAGCUCUCGAAAAAUCAUGCACUUACUGCCAUUACCUAUGCGCUGUUCAGGGAAAGGGGACUGAUUAAGGCAUUUGAAAUCCCGUCGUCCGUAUUCGUUACAUACUUACUAAAUCUUGAACAUCAUUAUCGAACCAAUCCCUAUCAUAAUCACAUCCAUGCCGCCGAUGUUGCUCAGUCAAUGCAUGUUUUGCUCACUUCCCCAGUGCUCACCGAAGUUUUUUCCGAUCUCGAGGUUAUGGCGGCAAUUUUCGCUGGUGCAAUCCAUGACGUCGAUCAUCCGGGUUUUACCAAUCAGUACCUUAUCAACUCCAAUAACGAGCUGGCCAUUAUGUAUAAUGACGAAAGUGUGUUGGAACAACACCAUCUAGCUGUCGCUUUUAAACUUCUCCAAGACUCGAACUGCGAUUUCCUAUGCAGCCUGUCGAAAAAACAACGACUGCAAUUUCGAAAAAUCGUUAUUGAUAUGGUGCUAGCUACAGAUAUGUCCAAGCAUAUGUCCCUUUUGGCCGAUCUGAAAACUAUGGUUGAGGCAAAGAAAGUUGCUGGAAACAACGUAAUCGUCUUAGAUAAAUACAACGAUAAGAUACAGGUCUUACAAUCCAUGAUUCACCUGGCUGAUCUAUCAAAUCCAACUAAACCCAUCGAACUGUAUCGGCAAUGGAAUUCACGAAUCUUAGAAGAAUAUUGGAGGCAAGGAGAUCGGGAGAAAGAGCUUGGCAUCGAAGUGUCGCCAAUGUGCGAUAGAGGAAAUGUUACCAUAGAAAAAUCACAGGUUGGCUUCAUCGACUAUAUUGUGCAUCCACUGUAUGAGACGUGGGCGGAUCUUGUGUAUCCGGAUGCGCAGAAUAUUCUCGAUCAAUUGGAAGAGAAUCGAGAAUGGUAUCAAUCACGAAUCCCCGAAGAGCCGGAAUCGGCACGGGGCGAAGAAGAGAACUCGUAGUCACUGAUUUGAUUUUUUGUAUUACUUGCCUGCUAUCUGUCGGGUCAUUUUAUUCACACAUACACACACGCGCUUAGCUCUGUUCAUUUUCAUCUCUCUUUCACUCGCAUAUUAGUUUUCGUUCAUUGCCGGGUGUUUCUUGCAACCUGCGGUCUCUGCGUCCCCCCUCUAAUUUUUUUAUAUUCUUUCAUCUUAGGAGCAUCACGCCUCUUUUCCCUGUUAGAUCCUCACGUAGGUGCUUGUCCUCUCUCACUUCAUCGCGCUCCCCGCCCGCCACCGCUGGGCUACGGACCCACUCUUCUCUAGUCGUACCCCUAUCUCUCCCUUUCUUUUUGACGUCCUACCGCGCUUUACUCGGCCAGUCCUGCCAAGUUCUCGUGUUUGCAGCCGCUGAGUUGCCAUUUGUGUUCUCAUGUUUUAGCGUUAAUUCAUAUUCAUUCAUUCUCUCUGACAGCCUAUAUUGUGAUAACUAUGUUCAUCUACUUGUUUGCGCCCACUUUCCCCCAUUUGCGAGUGGGAAAGAUGUUUGAUUUGCAUAAGAAAAGCUUUAAUUCAACGUACCAAUGCCAUGCACUUAAUAAAUUUCUAUCAAAUAAAG
This is a messenger RNA of Cylicocyclus nassatus, 2420 nucleotides long. NCBI's taxonomy places the organism in Eukaryota, Metazoa, Nematoda, Chromadorea, Rhabditida, Strongylidae. The record is from the annotation of a GenBank genome assembly.